CACUUGUUUACUUGCGGAAAUGAUCUGGGGUUAGUAGAGCUCGUAACAAUGGUCGGGCCAAGAAGGCCACAGUUCGUGUUGUUCGGCUCCUCAAUCGUUCAAUUUAGCUUCGGCGAGGAAGGUUGGGGUGCGAUUCUUGCAGAUAUUUACGCUCGAAAGGCAGACAUAGUUUUGCGAGGAUAUUCUGGUUGGAACUCCAGACAAGCUGUAGAAGUUCUUGAUCAAGUUUUUCCAAAGGAUGAAGCAAUACAACCAUCUUUGGUAAUUGUUUAUUUUGGAGGUAAUGAUUCAGUCCUUCCUACUCAAGAUGGCCUAAGUUCUCAUGUACCACUUGAUGAAUAUGUUGAAAACAUGAGAAAGAUUGCUAUCCAUCUCAAGAGCCUUUCAGAGAAGACACGCAUAAUUUUUCUCACUGCUCCUCCUGUGAAUGAGUCUCAAAUUCUACAAUUUUUCGGUACUAAGGGUCGCAAAAAUGAACUAUGCAAAAAGUACGCAGAUGCGUGUGUAAAAUUAUGCAAAGAGAUGAAUAUAAAGUGUAUUAAUCUUUGUACCACACUUAAGCAGCGAGAUGAUUGGUUGACAACGUGCUUUACAGAUGGGAUACAUUUAACACCGAUUGGUAGUAAGAUUGUGGCAAAAGAGAUUUUGAAAGUUAUUAUGGAAGCGGAGUGGAAACCGAGUUUGGAUUGGGAGUCUUUGCCUGUGGAGUUUGCUUAAUCAUGUUGUAUGUAAUAUGCUACUUUAAAACCGAAUUGAGGGAGUGUAUUGUUUUGACUUGAUGAACUUAAUGGGUUAAGAAAAUUAAACUUGAUAGCUA
This is a messenger RNA of Lactuca sativa (garden lettuce), 817 nucleotides long. RefSeq names its product GDSL esterase/lipase CPRD49. The record is from RefSeq and is a predicted model, not a curated record. Lineage: Eukaryota; Viridiplantae; Streptophyta; Magnoliopsida; Asterales; Asteraceae.